Molecule: messenger RNA, 4235 nt
Organism: Bursaphelenchus okinawaensis
Lineage: Eukaryota; Metazoa; Nematoda; Chromadorea; Rhabditida; Aphelenchoididae
Source: the annotation of a GenBank genome assembly
AUGGGAGUCCCAGCCUUCUUCAGAUGGUUAUCACGUAAAUACCCGACUAUCGUCGUCAAUGCUGUUGAACAAGGAACGUCAAUUGAUGGUACUAAGAUCCCAGUCGAUGCUACGCAGCCAAAUCCGAAUUAUCAGGUAUGAAUUUUAAAAAUUUAAUUCUUCAUUUUAAAGUUUAUGUUAGUAUUGGAUAUUUUUAUAAAUAACGUUGCUGUAACCUAUUGUUUAUUUUUUAAAUCAAAAAUCCUCAUUUUAGGAGUUUGACAAUUUGUACCUGGACAUGAACGGUAUUAUCCACCCUUGUACACAUCCAGAAGAUCGUCCUGCUCCGAAGAAUGAAGAGGAGAUGUUUGUGUUGAUCUUUGAGUACAUUGAUCGUUUGUUUGCCAUCGUAAGGCCACGCAAAGUGUUGUACAUGGCCAUUGAUGGUGUGGCUCCAAGAGCGAAGAUGAACCAGCAACGAUCACGUCGAUUCAGAGCGUCGAAGGAAGCGGCAGAGAAGGAGGAGGAGAUCUCCAACAUCAGGAACAAGCUCAAGGAGGAAGGAAUCCCCUUACCUCCAGAAAAGCCGAAGGAAGAGAAGUUUGACUCUAACUGUAUUACUCCUGGAACCCCAUUCAUGGCCAGACUGGCUGUAGCUCUUCGUUACUACGUCCAUCUGAGAGUGACCAACGACCCUGCCUGGAUGAACUUGAAGGUUAUCCUCUCAGAUGCCAACGUCCCAGGAGAAGGCGAGCACAAGAUCAUGGAUUACAUCCGACGUCAACGUGCCUCUCCAGGUCACGACUCCAACACCGUCCAUUGUCUGUGCGGAGCUGAUGCCGAUCUUAUCAUGUUGGGUCUGGCGACUCAUGAAGUCAACUUCAACAUCCUUAGGGAGGAGUUCGUGCCAAAUCAGCCACGUCCAUGUGAACUAUGUCAUGGUUAUGGUCACGAACUGAAGAAUUGUCAAGGAAUGUUGUCACUUCCGAACAAGGACGACGAACCUGUCGUUAAGCAUACCAACUUUAUAUUUAUACGACUGCCGGUGUUGAGAGAAUACCUGGCCAGGGAUCUGGAGAUACCCGGACUACCGUUUGAGUACGAUCUGGAGCGAGCUAUUGAUGAUUGGGUACGUUUUAAAAGUUUUUAAAUUUUUUGUUAUUUUAUGAUUAUUUUAAAGGUUUUGAUAGUAAUUUAGGUAUUAUCUUAAGGAUUAAAUGAUGAUUUAAUUAAAAAAAGUAGGUAUCAAUGUCAAACUUUAGGUAUUCAUGUGUUUCUUCGUGGGAAACGAUUUCCUUCCUCAUCUGCCAUCACUCGAGAUCCGUGAAGGCGCUAUUGAUCGUCUGAUCAGAUUGUACAAAGACAUGGUAGUACAACAGAAGGGGUGGUUGACAGAGAACGGUGAGGUGUUCACAGACAGAGUCGAGAUCAUGAUGAAGCAGUUGGGCAAGGCGGAGGACGACAUCUUCAGAAACCGUCAAGAAAACGAACUUCGAUUCAAAGCCAAUCAGAAGCGGAGACGGCUACAGGAGAAGAGUCGGCAGAAGCCGGCUUUUCUGCCGCAAUCUCGCUCCAUCAUUGCACCAGUUGCACCAACCGAGAAGAUGGAGUACGUCAGUGGAGCUGACGCUAAAGCUCAGAUGGCGGACCAGAGAAGGGCCGCUAUGAAGCACGAAGAAGCCGAACGAGGCUUGGCCGCUUUGCUGAGACCGGUAAAGAGAAAGGACGACGACCCGGACCUGCCAGAGCCUCCGGCUAAAGUAAGUACACUCGCGGCACUCGACCCUGUGGUUGUGGUGAUGGUUGAUGGGACGUGGAUUAACACUUUUUCAGUUUCUCAGUUUGCACGUUUUCAGUUUACACUUUCAGCUUUUCACACUUUGUGUUUGUCGUGUUUUUCGUUUGUGUGUUGCACUUUAACCUUGAUAUAACUCUACUAUUUGCUGUACUUUUUAUGUUUUUAAAUCUAUACCUUUCUUUGCUCUGCUAAAUCAAAUUAAAUCAUAUUUUUAUCAAUAUUAACAUUGACAAAAACUUGAAAACUCUAUGUGCUUCUUUUCGUCCCAAAACGUUUGGCACAGUCUCGUCGACCAGUUACAUGCCUACAGGGCGAGGCCGUCGACCACCGCUCAACUAAUUUAUCCUCUUAAUUUUAGUCAUUUAAGGCUACUGCUGAAGACACCGUGAAGGACGGUGAGUGGAGGGAAAUCAAACGGAAGGCUCAGGAUUCGGAUGACGAGCAGGAGCCCGAGGACAACAUCAGGUUGUGGGAGGAGGGCUGGAAGGACAGGUAUUACAGACAGAAGUUCGGAGUCAGCGAGACCGACGUCACCUUCAGAAGAACGGUCGCCUGGGCUUACACCGAGGGCUUGUGCUGGGUGUUGAAGUACUAUUAUCAGGUGGGUAUGGGGAGAGUAGAUUGUAGUAUGUCUAGAUAUAAAAAAAGCGUUUUAUAACAUGCUUGUGUUGGAGUAGGUUAAGUAUGAUUUUAGGCAAUAAAAAUCACUUUUUAAUGCUUUACCUUCAAUUUCAGGGCUGCGCAAGCUGGAACUGGUACUUCCCGUACCAUUAUGCUCCGUUCGCUUCGGACUUUGACAAUAUCUCCGAGUUCAAACCCGACUUCAACAAGCCCACCACCCCCUUCAACCCCCUGGAACAGCUGAUGGGAGUAUUCCCGGCCGCUUCCGGAGCUCACAUCCCAGAAUGCUGGAGGAAGCUGAUGACCAACAAGGACUCUCCCAUCGUCGACUUUUACCCUCGCGAUUUCCAGAUCGAUCUGAACGGAAAGAAGUUUGCUUGGCAAGGAGUGGCAUUGUUGCCUUUUGUGGAUGAAAAGUUGUUGUUGGAGACACUUAAAGAUGUAAGUUGAAUUUGAAAUUGUUUUUAACCUUAUUACCUAAAUUGAUGUUAAUAUCAGUAUCCAAAAUGUGAUUUCAUAGCCUACUUUGACCUCUAUCUAACUUUAGUUCUACCACGAGUUGUCGGAAGAGGAAAAGGCCCGGAACUUGAGGGGUGCCGACCGGUUGUUCAUAGGUGCCAGACAUCAGAUCUACGGAUUCUUGAAAACGAUAUUCGAAGAAGGCAAAGAAGGUGUACAAGAGGACAAAUGGGUGGCCAUAGACAACACAUUAACUGAAGGCAUGUCAGGUGAAGUCAAGUACGAUCCAACAGCAGUGGCACCAGGAGCAGUCUAUGAAACUCAGUUUAACUGCGACGAUUACGUUGACAUCAAGGUAAGUUCUUAAUUUAGAAUUUUUAAAUUUUUAGCACUUUUUAAAGGUUUUUUGAAAUGUCAGAAAUUUCAAAGAUUACGGUGAUGACAAAAUAUAUAGCUAUAAACAUAAGCAACGUUGCAGGUGAACAACUGUUUGAUGGUAGCGUACAGAGACCCACAGUUCCCACCCGGCUUCAUCUUCCCGGCUACACGUUUGGCUGGUGCCGAGACUCCGGAAGCCACCCUGAAACCAGGAGACUGGAAUCCACGACGACAAGGAGAAUAUCGACCGAACACUGGAUUCACCAGAAAUCGACCACAAGCCCAACUCGGCGACGCUGGCCACCGUAUGGCGCGCAACGAGAUGCGCGACAACAGGGUCAGUAGCAGUAGCGAAUAAACACUGAUCUUUCUUGUCUUCUGAUGUCUGUCUUCUGGAUUCUAUUUCUUUUAGAUCUUCUUCAGAAUCUUGUCUUAUGCCUUACUUCGAGAUUUUGAUUUUUAUUGGUUUUUUUCUGUCUAUUCUGAUUCCUUUGUCAAACUUUAUUCUUUCGUGUCGCGGUCUGUCCAUCAUUUUUCUCCACCCACAUUCGUCUUCUGAAUUGAAAACCACGGUAUUGAUUUUUGAUGAUUUCAGCAGAACCGCCCUUACCAACGACAAGAAGACAACUACAACAAAGGUCCUCGUCACAACAACAACAACAACCGUUACGACAACCGAAAUCCUCGACAACAGUACGGUCAGCCACCAAACGCGUGGGCCCAAGGCCCUCCACCCCCAGCCCCCUACCAUCAUCGUGGCCCGCCCCCACCACAGCCGCUGAGUUUCAGCCAGCAGGCCAUCUACGGCGCGGCCAACUACUUCCCACCCGCCCCUCAGCCACCACAAUUCAACCAGCCUCAGGGCUACGUGGCCUCCUUCAACCAGCCACCCCCUCAACGGCCACACAAGAGAGGCGGCCCACCCCCAGGCAAUCCAGCCAACAUUUACGGACAGUCUAGUCAUCAGCCCUACGGAGGCUACAACGGCUUCUUUGGCUAG